AUGACGGACUCAACCAUCGCAAGCAACCCUCCGCCGCCCGAUUAUACGCAAGCCGCGGCUGGAAACGUAAGCAAUGCUCUUCGACCUCUGGGUCCUUCGCGAAGGCCCGUGCAACCCCUUGAUCUGCCGAUCCUGAGGCACCUCAACUCCAAGAGAGUAGUACUUGCCUCCGCAUCACCCCGGCGAAGAGCAUUGCUUCAGCAGGUUGGUUUCCGUAAUUUAGAAAUCACCCCUUCGACGAAACCGGAGGAUCUGGACAAGGCGGUUUACGGGCCUUAUGAGUAUGUCGCGGAGACGUCUCGGCGGAAAUGCCUGGACGUGUACCAGACGUGUCUGGAUACGCACUUGAAAUCCAUUCCAGACCCUGACCUCGUUAUUUCUGCCGACACGGUGAUAGUAACACGCGAUGGGCGUAUUCUGGAGAAGCCACGAAGUGAGGCGGAUCACAUCCGAAUGCUCAAGCACAUGCGAGACACAGGAAUGCACCGAGUUCUUACGGCUGUUACUGUAUUGGCACCGCGAGAAGACGCCAGGCAUCCCGGAUAUUGUAUUUUGACACACACUGAGGAGACAAAGGUGUACUUUUUCAGCGAGGCCAACGGCCUUCCGGACGACGUGAUCGAGGCCUAUGUCAAGACCUGUGAAGGUGUGGACAAGGCAGGCGGCUACGCUAUUCAAGGCAUAGGAGGCAUGAUGCUGGCCGAGAGAAUUGAAGGCAGCGUCGACAAUGUCGUAGGGCUACCAGUCAAACGAUGCCUUUCCAUGGCUGAGAAGGUCGUGUUUCGGCAAGAUAUGGAUGAGUUUGACGAGGAAAAUUCGGAAACCGAGGAGCUGUUAUGA
Molecule: messenger RNA, 840 nt
Organism: Ustilaginoidea virens
Lineage: Eukaryota; Fungi; Ascomycota; Sordariomycetes; Hypocreales; Clavicipitaceae
Exons: 2
Coding region: 1-840 (279 amino acids)
Molecular function (GO): nucleoside triphosphate diphosphatase activity
Source: RefSeq, a predicted model, not a curated record